Molecule: messenger RNA, 837 nt
Organism: Fusarium falciforme
Lineage: Eukaryota; Fungi; Ascomycota; Sordariomycetes; Hypocreales; Nectriaceae
Exons: 2
Coding region: 1-837 (278 amino acids)
Source: RefSeq, a predicted model, not a curated record
AUGAUGAGAUUGAUUCUACAGCUUGGCCUUGUUCUGCUUGCUGCAGCAUGUGUUCACUGCGAGACUGUCUUUCAACGGCCACCUGGUCCAGGACCCAAUGGAGAUUAUCGCGAUGAUCCCAUCUACGAGCUCGGGCAGGAAAUCGACCUGAUCUGGGAGAUGGACUUUGAAGAGGCGAGCAUUGUCAUCUGGCAGCAAGAUGUCGACAAGAUCUUUGGCGACAAGUCGUACUACGCCGAAGUAAUACAAAACACAAAGUCGACGAGAUACACUUGGAAGGUCACCUACGAUGGCUUCUCUGUCGAUCACGAUCCAACACUGAGCAACGUCUACUUCUUCCAGUUGUUUGACACGGCAGGAAAUGCGAGGCCUAUUACGUGUCACUAUUUCAACAUUACCGAUCCCAAGACGACGAGUACAACUUCUGCUGCGACUACGAGUGCGACAAAGACGGCUUCAAAGACUUUUACAACUCGUACACCUAGUGUGACGGCUGAGAAGGCAGCGACAACUUCGCAGGUGAAAGAGAAUGGAGAAAAGGGUCUUUCGAACGGUGCUAUUGCUGGUAUUGCCGUUGGAGCUGGGAUGGGCGGAAUAUUACUCGGUGGGUUGGGCUUUUUGCUCUGGAGACGUGUUCGAGGUGGGGGAGGUCCAAAGACACUGAGAUCGCCUGAUGACGACAAGGAGGUUGUGUCUGUCUCGAGUCCUUCGGUUGGUCCGUACCAUCAUCCUGGACAUCAGUCUUAUUAUCAGCCGCAGGCGCAGGAAGAGCCUGAGCAGCCUCAAGAACGACAGGUUGGGGGGUUGCAUGAAGCGCCGACUGAACGAUAUACAUAG